This is a messenger RNA of Drosophila mojavensis, 817 nucleotides long. RefSeq lists its product as uncharacterized. The record is from RefSeq and is a predicted model, not a curated record. The transcript is spliced from 2 exons. Lineage: Eukaryota; Metazoa; Arthropoda; Insecta; Diptera; Drosophilidae. Bases 75 to 758 code for a protein of 227 amino acids.
AUAGAGAAACAUUUCAAGUUUCGUAGGGCCUGAGACUCGAUCGAACAACAAACACACAAUUCACAAAUCGAACGAUGUCUGGGGACAAGGCGAAGCCGGCGCUAUUGCCAUCGCCGGCUAUGCAAACUGACGAGGAUGACGAAAAUCUACUGGCGGAGGCAGAGCCGGAAUCGGAGCAACUGGAGCAAACUGACAGCAAUGAGGAGAGCAGCGAAAGCGAUUUCAGCGAAAUAUUUAGCGAUUCGGAUAUCUGUCCUAACUUGUCCAGCGCCGAGCAGCUGGAUCUGAUGGAACUGGAGGAGGAGGAACUGGAGCAGCAGCUAGUGGAAUACGAGUACAGCCGCCUCGAUGGCGACUCGGACAUGGAGAGCGAGCAGGAGGACUCCAGCCAUGAGUCUGUGGCGCUGCUCGCACACGAGAUACUCUGCUGCGAUCACGAUUCAGAUGUCGAGAGUGAGCAGGAUGAGGCCGACGCUGAGCAGGAGGAGCAGGAGGAGGAGAACGCCAGUAGCUAUGCCGACGUGCAGCACAACUACGCUCUGCUCAUGUGCAGCGAGGACGAUGAUCAAGAGCUCGAGCAGCAGCACCAAGAGCAGCAGCAGCAGCAGCAGCUGCAGCAGCAACAACAACAACAACAACUGCAACUCAAGUGCCCACUGAAGAAGGGCGGGGCUGACUCACUGCUGCUGCUCGGCAAGCAAAACGAGCUGUCGCAAUUGGCCAUUGAAUCAAAGUUGGAAUCUAACGAGGACAAAUGAAUUGAUUAUAAAUAAAGCAAACCCAUAAGCAAAGGCGAUUGGGUUAACUGUUCAGCAUA